This is a messenger RNA of Plasmodium gallinaceum, 2088 nucleotides long. Its product is annotated as steryl ester hydrolase, putative. Bases 1 to 2088 code for a protein of 695 amino acids. The transcript has a single exon. Lineage: Eukaryota; Apicomplexa; Aconoidasida; Haemosporida; Plasmodiidae. Gene Ontology annotation, biological process: lipid metabolic process. The record is from RefSeq and is a predicted model, not a curated record.
AUGUCAAAAUAUUCACUAAACAAUAUUGCAAUAGGAUUAGGAAAAUUUAAGUUUAACUGUAGAGAAGUAUUUACUUCAGGAAACAAUUUAUAUCGUAUAAAUCCAGUUGAACAAAAUGAAAAGGGAUCAAAAUGUUCAAAGAAUAAUAAUGAAAAGGAAAAACAAAAAAAAAAUUGGGAUUCUAUGGAAAGACUUAUGUAUGAUUUAACAAAAGGAAAAAUUAAAGCAGAAAAACAUUAUGUAUACACAAUAGAUGGGUAUAGGUUAAAUAUAUAUCGAAUUGUAUCUGCAAAAAAAAGUAUAUGUAAUCAUGACGAAAUUAAAAAAAAAGAAGUUUUUUGUUUAAAUCAUGGAUUAUUUGAAUCAUCUAUUAAUUAUACUUGUAAAGGAUAUAAUUCUUUAGCUUUUCAAAUUUUUGCAAAUAAUUAUGACGUUUGGAUAUGUAACAACAGAGGAAACAGUUUUACAAAAUAUGUAGGGAAAAACAUUGCCUUAAAAAAAUUAUUUAAAAAAUAUAGUAGUGAAGAUUUAAAAGAUUUAGGAUUUAAUCUAAGCAAUUACAUUCCUAAAAAUAUGAAUAAGGAAAUGGAAAAUAAAAGAAAAAAAAAAAAAAAAAAAAAUGAAAAAUAUGAGGAAAAUAAUAAUAAUUCAUAUAAUGAAAAUUAUAGUUUUAUUUAUAAUAAUGAAAGUAUCCUUAAUGAUAAAAUUUAUGAUCCAAUUAAAAAAAAAAAAGUUAAAAAUGGGUUAAUAGAACAUUUUAAGAAUUCUAUAAAAAAUAUAAAAAGAAAUAAUUCAGAGUGCAUUCAUAAAUUGUCUACAAUUGAAAAUAAUGAAGAAGUGCAUAAUGAUAAUUAUCGUGAUAAUGAAAAUAAAUUAUUUCAUAAUUUAAAAAAAAGUAAUUCGUACUGUUAUUUUACAAAAUGUAACUCAAAAAAUGUAAGUAGUGAUAGUCAUUAUAAUAAAAAUAAUUAUAGUAAAAAUUAUUUUAAAUUUAAUUCAUUAUGUAGUUACCUUCCAAGAUUUAGAAAUUAUAAUAUUCAUAAAAAUAAUGAGGAAACAGAAGAAGAUAAAUCUUUUUUUAGAUGUCAAACAAAUAAUACCUAUAUUCAUGAAUCAAAUAUAAGAUACGAUUUUAUAAGAAAUGAUUUGAAUAGUUCUACAUCUACAUUUCCUUUUGAUAACUCAUUAUAUUAUAAUAAAACAUCUUACAGUGCAAAAUAUUUGAAAAAUCAUGAAAAUGAAAAAAAAGAAGAAGAAGAAGAUGAAGAAGAUGAAGAAGAUGAAGAAAAAGAUGAAGAAGAUGAAGAAGAUGAAGAUAAUAGUGAUAAUAAUAAUGUAAUUGAUGAUGAAAUCUCAAAUGAAGAAAAACAUAACUGGACAUUUGAGGACAUGAGUACUAAAGAUCUACCAUCAAUAAUAAAAUACAUAAAAAACGAAACAAAAAAGGAUAAAAUAAUAUUUGUUGGUUUUUCUCAAGGUAGUAUACAGCUUCUAAUAAGUUCUUGUUUAAAUGAUUAUGUAAAUAAUAGCAUUAAAAGAUGUUAUUUAAUGUCAUUACCCAUUAUAUUAAGAAGUAAAUAUGAUUUACUUAAAUCUAUGAAGUUAUUAUUACUUUUAUCUAAAUGCUCGAAUGCAUUUUUAAAAGGGAAAACAUUUAUUCAAAACAUAUUACCAUAUAAGAUAAGUGCAUAUUUAAUAUCCAAUGCAGCUCAUAUAAUUACUCAUAAAUUAUUAAAAUAUUAUAAUGAAAAUAUUGAUAGUAAGGAUAAAAAAAUAUAUUUUUUGCAUACUCCUAGUGGUGAUACUUCAAAAGCUAAUUUAAAUAAAUGGAUAAAAUCUUUUAAUAGUUAUCCAGUUACAGAUAUAAUAGAAAAAUACUCUUAUAAAUGUUUUUACCCAAUAACUCUUAUAUAUGGAAAUGAAGAUACGAUAGUUGAUACAAAGAAAUCAAUAAAUUAUAUGAAUAAAAUUUACAAAAAUAAUUUAAAAAUAAUUACUAAUGACAAAUGGUCUCAUUUAGAUCCCUUGUGGUCAGAUAAUAAAAAAAUAGUUAUAUCUUGUAUUUUAAAAGAUUUAGAAAAAAACUAA